GUUUGUAGCCCAAUAAUACCGAUGGAGGACACUAUGCCCUCCUUGAACCUUAGGGACAAAUUAUUGGAAUCUCUUAAUCCGCCAGCUGAUCGUGAAGCGUGGUGUAAAGGUUCUCAUUUUAAUAAUUAUCUUCGGCAGUUAGAGCAGGCGGAAGAAAUGCAAGCAGCGGAAAUAGUAAAGCGUGAUCUCAAACUUCGCAUUCUAAAGAAAAAACGCAACUCAGCUAUGUGGAAUGAAAAUAAACAGGACAAUCUCAAAGGUAAUCAAAUUCAAAAUUUGAAUACGAACAAAUCGAUGAGGUCUGAUGUCGGAAGACAGGUUAUUGAGCAAGCGCAAUAUGGACAAACUUUUCUCGCACACGAGAAACCUACGCCCAAUCUUUACAUUAGUGGUAAAGGUCGCUCAGACUCGACAAAAAAAUCCAAGCAGCAACCUCAGCCAACAGUCGGUGAACUUUUGUUGAAUUCAUACAAGAUGAAUCAUGACAACAUGCCCGCGUUUGCUUUCCCCCCUCUUCUUACACCUUUUAAACGGUCUUUCUUUCGCUAUAGUGAUAAAAAAGAACGACCCGGUGCUAGUACUUUACACGAAAUCGAUCAGAUGAGUAGGAGCUCUCGAGAAGUACCUCCCACUCGAUAUACAUUAAAUCAAAAGAAAAAUGGCUAUUCUUUUACAGAACGGAAAAUAAUGGACAUGUCUUUACAGGGACAAGUAAAUGGGCCUCCUGGUUUCUUUUCCUCAUGGGCUACUUGUGCACACCGUUCUUAUUAGUACCACUUAUAUUAUAUACCGUUGAACUUAUUCAAAAUAUACCGAUAUGUAAAUAUUAUAUUUAUGUUUGUGUACUCUAAACUUGGUUCAACGCUCCUUAUUUAUAUUACCUUACCCUUGCUAAUGUAAUCCUUAUUGAGGUGAGAAUUUGCGUUAUCUCUUUCUGGGAAAUAAUUACCCCAGAUUA
This is a messenger RNA of Phytomonas sp. Hart1, 958 nucleotides long. The record is from the annotation of a GenBank genome assembly. NCBI's taxonomy places the organism in Eukaryota, Euglenozoa, Kinetoplastea, Trypanosomatida, Trypanosomatidae.